Messenger RNA from Baudoinia panamericana UAMH 10762, 751 nucleotides. RefSeq lists its product as uncharacterized. The coding region runs from base 56 to 751 and encodes 231 amino acids. Lineage: Eukaryota; Fungi; Ascomycota; Dothideomycetes; Mycosphaerellales; Teratosphaeriaceae. The transcript has 2 exons. The record is from RefSeq and is a predicted model, not a curated record. Gene Ontology annotation, molecular function: protein binding.
CUUGCAGCAACUUCGUAACACCGACAUCUCAAGUCAAGAGUGUUCGAAGCUCGUCAUGGGCAGCGACGACCAGCCACCGGCCAAGCGCCGCAGAAUGGAUCUGUCUAAGUCGAUCUUGGUCCUUGUUGGGAAAGAGGAGAAGCCGUUUACAGUGCCCAGGUCAUUUCUUACCAAGUCAUCAGAGUUCUUCGUGACCUGUCUGAACGGCGCCUGGAAGGAAGCUUCGAGCAAGGAAGUCAAACUACCGGACAUCAUGCCUGACAUCUUUGAGAUUUACCUUCAGUGGCUCUACACCGGCGAGCUCGUAUACACAGAUCAAGAUCUAAAUGACAUGCCUGGAGGCGACAUCAUUCUCGCUCUCGCCGUCUACCGAGCCCUAAUUAGACUUGCAAUUGCUGGAGAUGUGCUUCAGGACAUUCCUUUCAGAAACGCAGUGGUUGAUGCAACCAUCAGCGUGUUGCCGAAAAUUCCGAUCUUGCCGUCUGCCGGACUUAUUAAUUUGGCUUACGAGAACCUGCCACGAGCAGGAGGACUCAUUCGCCUGAUGGUGCGUGAUGCAGCGGGCAGUUGGAUCGCGCAAGACACGCCAUGUGAGGAGGGGCCUGCGAAGUUCCUAGCAGACGUGAUUGGUGAGCUCAGGACGGCUAUGCGCAACGGGACAAUCCUAAGAGAUUACGUCAAACUUGAAGAGCGAUGCACCUACCAUGAACACAACGACCGCGUUCCGAAGUGUGAGACGGCGAAGAAGUGA